AUGGCAGAAUGGCGCAUAAGCGACGAAUGUCCAUUGAGGGAACUGGGUGGCCUGGAUCACGAGCGUUGCGCAACGCUUCAUAAUUACAUUGUCGAACUAGGCUGGGUUCAGCGAAGCCUCGUAUUGGACAGCCUCGACAGAAGGAUAUGGUGGGAGUGCUACGGUGGUGAUGCGAUUCUUGCAGGUCUUUCUGAUUGCCUCGAUGCAACAGUCGUCUCUUUCCUGAAGGCAGCUUGGCAUGGAUAUGCCAUGAAACCGGUCGCCAAGCGUCACUUGUUCCAUCGGUAUCUGGCCUGUUUCUGCCCUCCAGAAGAUCUUUGGGAGAAUGUGAACUACGCCGGUGACGAAGACGAUUCGAACAAGCGAUGCUUUUCACUCUUUACUGGGGGGUAUGGGCUCUGGGCGCCACUCAUCCACUUGGACUGGUUUUAG
Molecule: messenger RNA, 432 nt
Organism: Alternaria burnsii
Lineage: Eukaryota; Fungi; Ascomycota; Dothideomycetes; Pleosporales; Pleosporaceae
Exons: 1
Coding region: 1-432 (143 amino acids)
Source: RefSeq, a predicted model, not a curated record